This is a messenger RNA of Octopus bimaculoides (California two-spot octopus), 956 nucleotides long. RefSeq names its product ubiquinol-cytochrome-c reductase complex assembly factor 1. Lineage: Eukaryota; Metazoa; Mollusca; Cephalopoda; Octopoda; Octopodidae. The record is from RefSeq and is a predicted model, not a curated record. Gene Ontology annotation, biological process: mitochondrial respiratory chain complex III assembly. Gene Ontology annotation, cellular component: mitochondrion.
GUAAUGUACCCAAGCGACCAACACAUGUGCUUGUUUUGAGGUCAAACGGUUGAAGUUGGCAAUUCCAUGGCUUGUUACCGCUUGCUUCCUCCGCUCACUCGCAGGCUUGCUCACCUCCACACCUUAACAGAAGUUGUCAGUAACAAAUCUAUAUCAUGUCAGCUGUCCACUCAAAUAUCUGCAUUACCUGUUAUCACAGCCAGACAUAUUCUACCAAACAGAUUGAGUUCUUGUUUGAUAAAUACAAAAUUACAGCAAGAUUCUGUUUCUCAGGAAAGAAGGUCAGCUAGUACAGGUUGGUUACUAAAAGUACGGCAGAAACUUGGUUUGUCUUCAAAAAUGAGAUAUCCUAAAUAUAGAUUAGCAAGAUCGUCUUAUAGUAUGUAUAUGUGUUCUACAGAAAUUCCUGAUUAUAUAGAAAUGAUUCAUGACUUCCAAUUAGAGGAUACAUAUCUAUCAUGGUUCUUACUCUCAGAACUACAUGUUUGGUUGAUUUUAGUACGACUAUCACAAGCUCAGCUUGAAGGAGAAUUUGUCCGUAAAAACUUUGUCAAAGCAUUCUGGACUGAUGUGAAAAAACGAACUAGUAAAGUUGGAGGAGGAAUUUCACAAAAUCAAGAAGCCAUGCAUGAGCUUGUAUUUCACUUUAAUGCUGCCUUAUUUUCAUAUGAUGAGGGUUUGAUGUCAAGUGACACACUGCUUGCCAGUGCACUCUGGAGAAACCUGUUUGCAUCAAAGUAUACCGAGCCUCAGAACCUUGAACUUGCAGUGCAGUAUGUCAGAAAACAGGUCAAACAUCUAGAAAGCCAAUCUGAUGACAGUAUAUUAUAUAAUGGACUGGUCUCCUUUUUGCCGCUUCAUUCAGAUAAAGAAGAGACAGCGAGAAUAAAGUCUUUAUGGAAGAAAAUAUACGAGACUGAUAUAUUAAUACCUAAAUAAAAUGUUUAUUUAAAGAG